Molecule: messenger RNA, 1011 nt
Organism: Botrytis byssoidea
Lineage: Eukaryota; Fungi; Ascomycota; Leotiomycetes; Helotiales; Sclerotiniaceae
Exons: 6
Coding region: 1-1011 (336 amino acids)
Biological process (GO): peptidyl-arginine methylation
Cellular component (GO): nucleus
Molecular function (GO): protein-arginine N-methyltransferase activity
Source: RefSeq, a predicted model, not a curated record
AUGGCUGACGAUCCAAUGAAGGGAUUGGAGCAUUCCGAAGCUCAUUACUUCAACAGUUACAACCAUCAUGGUAUCCAUGAGGAGAUGUUGAAAGAUGAAGUCCGCACUCGAUCAUACAUGAAUGCUAUUGUACAAAACAAGCAUCUUUUCAAGGACAAGAUCGUUCUUGAUGUAGGAUGUGGUACCUCCAUUCUCAGCAUGUUCGCUGUCAAGGCCGGUGCUAAACACGUUAUCGGUGUCGAUAUGUCCACCAUCAUCGAGAAGGCCCGUGAGAUUGUCGAAGUCAACGGCAUGUCCGACAAGAUUACAUUACUUCAGGGAAAGAUGGAGGAGGUUGUACUUCCAUACCCAAAAGUUGACAUCAUCAUCUCUGAAUGGAUGGGCUACUUCUUGCUCUAUGAAUCCAUGUUGGAUACCGUUCUCUACGCUAGAGACAAGUACCUUGCGCCAAAUGGUCUGAUCUUCCCAGACAAGGCCACCAUUUUCAUGGCUGGUAUUGAGGAUGGAGAAUAUAAGGAUGAGAAAAUUGGAUUCUGGGACAACGUUUAUGGUUUCGAUUAUUCUCCUCUCAAGGCUACCGCUCUCACCGAACCUCUCGUCGAUACCGUCGAGAUCAAGGCUGUCGUUACCGACCCCACCGCAGUCCUCACCCUCGAUCUCUACACAUGCACCAAGGAAGAUCUCGCUUUCUCCUCUCCUUUCAAGCUUGAUGUUCGCCGCAAUGAUUUCGUCCACGCUCUUAUUGCAUGGUUCGAUAUCGAUUUUACCGCCUGCCACAAACCUAUUAGAUUCAGCACUGGGCCUCACACUAAAUACACUCACUGGAAACAAACUGUUUUCUAUUUGAGAGAAGUCUUAACUGUUGAGCAAGGAGAGCAAAUUGUUGGAAGAUUGGACAACAAGCCAAAUGAGAAGAACCCGAGAGAUUUGGAUGUCAAGAUUCAAUAUAAGUUGGAGACUACAGAUCCAUUGAGACAAGCUGAAGGAGGUGCUGAAUAUAAGAUGUGCUAG